Messenger RNA from Penaeus indicus, 994 nucleotides. RefSeq lists its product as uncharacterized. The transcript is spliced from 3 exons. The record is from RefSeq and is a predicted model, not a curated record. The coding region runs from base 33 to 665 and encodes 210 amino acids. NCBI's taxonomy places the organism in Eukaryota, Metazoa, Arthropoda, Malacostraca, Decapoda, Penaeidae.
AAACUGCCUUUCCCCAACAGGUCAAGCAAGAAAUGCGUUUGGAAGGGAAGAGUAUCCUGCAGUACCGUUGUGCGGCGCUAGUGCGGGAAAUCACAGAACUAGUCGUGCAAACAGAUAGUGAAGAAUAUCUUAAUCAGCUGGAGGAACAGUUACGAAACAUAUACAAUGCUGUUAGGAAUACAGUUCCUGUUCAGCAGGUUCAGUUUAGUAAACCAGAACAGGAGGCAGAGAAGGGCAAGCGGCUACUAUGUGAAAGUCAGCUGGUGGCUGCUCUUCCUGCUGAAGGGGAACCCAAAGCCAAGAGAGGGAGAAGGCGCAGGCAGAUGGAGCACCAGACAGAAUUGGAGGCCGCCACGUACCACCUCAAAUUGGAGAACCAGCAGCUACAUUCUGGGGAUCAGCAGAUGGUGUUAGAAGGCGUACAACCAACAUUUUACGAGGAACAGCAACAAGGCCAGGUGCUAGAGCAUCACCAGGUUCACGAAAUCAUACAGCGGGAGGACGGAACUAUCACCGAAGUGUACUACUAUCAACCCAUAGAGCAGUAUGAACAAUAUGUUAAGGAAGAUGGUACAACUCACGAACAGGCUCAAUAUCAGGCAGACACUAUUAUCAUAGAGCCACAGAAUAUCAAAACAGAACCACCUCAAGUGGAUAAUUUCUAGUCCAAAGUAUCUGCUUACAGCUUUCUAAAGUUUAGCAAGCAUAACCGUUUUGUAUCCUACUGUGAAACCAAAGACUUGUGCUGAUUUCAAAAUAAAGAUGCCCCAAAUGUACUUGAAUGGCGGUUUAUUCUCGUCGUACAACUGGGACGCCUCUGCUCAGGUUAGAUUAAAGUAUAUUAUUGUGCAGAAAAGACGUGAUAUUAUGCACUGCUGGAGGUGAUAAUAAUUGUCAUAAUAUGUAAAUUUUGUUUAACUGUACAGACUACAAAUGCUUGUGAUAUCAUAUUAUAUAAGAUUAUGAGCACUUCUGUAAUAAAAAGAUGAAAAUA